Spodoptera frugiperda (fall armyworm) is the source of this 1073-nucleotide messenger RNA. RefSeq names its product eclosion hormone (gene EH). The transcript has 3 exons. The record is from RefSeq and is a predicted model, not a curated record. Lineage: Eukaryota; Metazoa; Arthropoda; Insecta; Lepidoptera; Noctuidae. Gene Ontology annotation, biological process: neuropeptide signaling pathway; ecdysis, chitin-based cuticle. Gene Ontology annotation, molecular function: ecdysis-triggering hormone activity. Bases 189 to 455 code for a protein of 88 amino acids.
AACAAGUUCCAUUUACAAGCGGUCGUUGGCCAGAAUUUUCCGUUAAAUAUAAUAUAAAAUUCGAUCGUUAUAAUUUUGUUUAUCGUUGCGUCGUUACCGUCACGAUGAAAUGAGCUUUGAUAGUGUUGUGCCCUAAUGGUCCCAAAUGUCGAACUUUAAGGUUUUAGUGAUUUGUGUAUGAGAUCAAAAUGGCCGGCAAGAUCACCGCUGCUUUCUUUGUCUUCGUCACCGUCGCUUUCCUCGCCAACAUUGGAUUUGUCGUCGGCAACCCUGCGAUCGCAACUGGCUACGAUCCCCUGGAGGUUUGCAUCGAGAACUGCGCACAAUGCAAGAAGAUGCUCGGAGCGUGGUUCGAGGGUCCCCUCUGUGCUGAAUCCUGCAUCACCUUCAAGGGAAAGCUGAUCCCCGAGUGUGAAAACUUCGCGUCAAUCUCACCUUUCCUUAACAAACUAUAAUUUUUUCUACUAUGGAGGUUGUGGAUUGAUUGAUUGAUCAUGUGUCGCUGUGAAAUGGGACAUUUUGGUAGUAGGUACAAAAAUAUUUGAGUUAACUUAUGUGGACACAAAAAUACAGGGAAUGUUUUCGUUAUAAGGCCUUUUGAAACGUAUAAGAAUUGUUUAUUCUAACAAUGAGAUACAUUUUUAGUUUUAAUUCCGCUGUAGAGGCUACCGCGGACUAGCAUGGAUUUCUGCAAAGUAACGACUAAUUCUAUUCCAUAUAGUUAUGUUUAUUAUUUAUUCCUACAAAAUAUUGAAGAUAAAAUGUAUUUUAUUUUCUACUUACCCAGUGAUAUUUUGUACUUAAAAGUCCCAGGGACAUUUUCCAAGUCCUAUGCAUUUUACAAACGAAUACAUAAGCUGUCCCUUUUCUCUGCCUACCCCUUUUGCUCAUUUCACAGCGAUACUAGAUUGAUAAGAGAUCCAUUACAAAAACAUUCCAACCGACGACAUGCCAAAGCAUUUGAUACUCUAUGUAAUUAGCUUUAAGUCGAUAUUUGUAAGUUUUAUACUCGUUUUAUAUUACAGGGAUUAAUGUAAGAUAGUAUUGAAAAAUAAAAAGAAUUUUAUCGAUAA